Messenger RNA from Schistocerca cancellata (South American locust), 2177 nucleotides. It is a transcript of the gene TyrRS, whose product is annotated as tyrosine--tRNA ligase, cytoplasmic. The record is from RefSeq and is a predicted model, not a curated record. The transcript has 12 exons. NCBI's taxonomy places the organism in Eukaryota, Metazoa, Arthropoda, Insecta, Orthoptera, Acrididae. Gene Ontology annotation, biological process: tyrosyl-tRNA aminoacylation. The coding region runs from base 168 to 2009 and encodes 613 amino acids. Gene Ontology annotation, molecular function: tRNA binding; ATP binding; tyrosine-tRNA ligase activity.
GGCUGCGUUGCCAGUGGAUCAUAUGAGUUACCGCAGCUUUUAAUCUAAAUUCAGUAGAUAAAUUAGUUGAAGCUACCUCCGUCUACCUCAUAGAUACUAUUAGCUUUUAACGGACACCCAUUUAGAACGUUUUCAAUUGUUGGUGACGGGCAUGGUAGAUUUUGGUGAUGGAUGAUGCUUUAAGAUUGCUUGACUCGCAUCUGUCUCUGUACAGCUAUAUAUGCGGCUAUUCACCGACUCAGGCUGAUCUUCAAAUUUUCGAACGUGUAUCCUCACUCCCACAUAAUUUAGAACAUGUAACUCGUUGGUACAAUCACAUUAAAAGCUACACUUCAGCGGAAAGGAAACUUUUUCCAAGUAAAGACUGGUGUGACGUAAGCUUGCCUUACAUUGGACAUCUUCAACAGAUCCAGUUGUUGGAGAAACAGAAUAACAAAAUGGCUGGUAAUGAAACUCUGACAUGGGAGAAUAAACGUGAUCUCAUAGUGAGAAAUACCCAAGAGAUCCUGGGUGAAGACAAAUUAAUAGCAGUACUUAAGGAGCGAGACUGCCGUAUUUACUGGGGAACUGCAACAACAGGCAAGCCACAUGUUGCAUACUUUGUGCCCAUGUCUAAAAUUGCAGACUUCUUGAAAGCUGGUUGUGAGGUAACAAUUCUUUUUGCGGAUUUGCAUGCAUAUCUUGAUAAUAUGAAAGCACCAUGGGAGCUUCUCUCUCUCAGAGCCCAAUAUUAUGAACAUGUUAUCAAAGCAAUGCUGAGUUCUAUAGGAGUACCACUGGAUAAGCUAAAAUUUAUCAAGGGCACUGACUACCAGCUGUCAAGGGAAUACACCCUUGAUGUAUACAGAUUAAGUUCAGUCAUCACUGAACAUGAUGCAAAAAAGGCUGGAGCUGAAGUUGUAAAACAAGUCGACCAUCCUCUUUUGUCAGGUCUUUUGUAUCCAGGACUUCAAGCACUAGAUGAAGAAUAUCUGCAUGUUGAUGCGCAAUUUGGUGGUGUGGAUCAGCGUAAAAUUUUUACAUUUGCUGAAAAGUACUUGCCCCAGUUGGGAUAUUCUAAGAGAAUCCACAUAAUGAAUCCUAUGGUUCCAGGGCUUGCUGGAGGUAAGAUGUCCUCAUCUGAAGAAGACAGUAAGAUUGAUCUUUUGGAUUCACCAGCAGCGGUGAAGAAGAAACUGAAAAAAGCAUUUUGUGAGCCUGGAAAUGUCCAAGACAAUGGGGUUCUUGCAUUUGCUAAACAUGUCCUCUUUCCAUUGUUCAAGGAAGGUGAAGGAUUUACAGUGCAGCGUGCUGCCGAACAUGGAGGAAAUGUCACUUAUUCAACUUAUGAUUCCCUGGAGGAGGCCUUUCGAAAAGAGGAGGUGCAUCCAGGAGACCUAAAAGCAGGUGUUGAAAUAUACAUGAAUAGGCUUUUAGACCCAAUUAGAAAGAAAUUUGAGGAAAAAGAGUUGAAGCUCUUAGUGGAGAAGGCUUAUCCUCCUCCGGGAAAACAGAAGUCUCCUGUUGAUGAUGUAUCACCACAGCGCCUUGAUAUCCGUGUUGGAAAAAUAGUUGAAGUUGAGAAGCACCCUGAUGCUGAUGCCCUUUAUGUUGAAAAAAUAGAUGUUGGUGAAAGUUCUCCUCGUGUAAUAGUAAGUGGGCUAGUAAAUUUUGUUCCAAUAGAAGAGAUGCGAGAACGUAUGGUGGUUGUUCUAUGCAACCUAAAACCUGCAAAGAUGCGUGGUGUUGAAUCUUGUGGCAUGGUACUAUGUGCCUCCUUUGAGGAUCCAAAAUGUGUAGAACCUCUUAUACCACCAAAUGGAUCAGUUCCAGGAGAAAGAAUUUUCAUUGAAGGAUAUGAAUCUGGAACACCUGAUGACGUUCUGAAUCCUAAGAAGAAAGUGUGGGAAAAGUUACAGGUUGACUUGAAGACUAAUGUAGAAUGUGAGGCAGAGUGGCAAGGAAAUGCUCUUUGCACAAAAAAUGGAAAAGUCAAAUCGAAAACCUUGAAGAAUGCGCCUGUUAAAUGAUGAUGAUCUAAAUAUUAAGGAAUGUGUGCUUUCACCUGUGUUCUCAUUAUUAAAUGAUGCCACUGUUUGGAUUGAGAUAAAGACCUGUCAUGUGCUUUACAUUACAUUCAUCAUAUUUUUAUUGAAGCAUAAUUUAUUUAUGUAUUAAAAGAUUUUAGGAUUUUCUUA